UCUCAUUCGAGCUAAACUGGAGGGAUUUCAGUCUGCAGCUAACGUGCUAGCAGAGCAAAGAUAACUUAUCUACAACACACUUGCUGCUCUUCACAAACAAGUCCGCUUUGAGUGAGCCUCAGCAUGGAUUUAGAAGAUGACACCACCGUGCUAACAACCUUGAAGUCCUUCAAUUCCUUCAUCAGCCACCCUGAGCCUCCACAGCGGCUGUCAGAGCAGUCGGCGGCGAUUGGAAACCUGCAGAGUCAGUACAAACGCAGCAUGGAGUUGUUGGAAGCAGCAGAGGUGGUUCGCUCUAAGAAUCGCUACCUUCAGUUGGACCAGGAGAAGAAACAGAUGGAGCUGAGUCACAAGCGAGCUCGAUUUGAACUAGAGAAAACUGCUUCUGACAGCGCACGAGACUUGGAGCAUGAGGUUGACCGGAACCAGGAUCUCUUGGGGCGGAUAAAAAAGUUGGAGGAAAGAGAAACCGGGGCAGCUAAGAACCUAUCAGAGCAGGUGGACGCAAAUCGUGCUCUCCGUAAGAAUCUGGAGAGCCUGAACAAGAAACUGGAGGAGCAAGAUACUAAAGUGAACACUGCCAACCAGACCAUCAGUUCUUUGAAGGAUGAGAUCAGAGAGCUGAAGCAGAAGAUUCAAAACCAAAACUCAACAAUUUCUACUCAAUCUCUGGAAAACCAGGAACUGCAAGAACAGUUAGAUUUACAACGCAGGAAGUAUCAGGAAGUGUCCCAGCUUUGUCAAAGUCUCCAAGCUGCCCAGUCCUCCUGCUCAGAGCACAUCAUCAAGAUUAAGGAGUUGGAGAGACGUCUUGCCCUCCAGGAGCAAGACGUCGCCAUUGUGGAGUCUGUUAAGUCAGAGGUGGCCAAGGUUCCAGACCUGGAAAAGGAGUUGAAGCGCCUCAGAGAAGAUAAUGCCUUUCUCAGGGAGAGCAGAGAGAAUUGCAGCCUGUUGAAAGAGGAGGUGGAGGGGCUGAGGAGGAAGCUAGAGAGGAUGUCCAAAACGAAAGAAGAGCUGGUCAAUAUGGAACUGGAGAAAGAGAGGUUGGCAGAGAAGCUCCAAGCCUGGGAAAACCUGGGGCAAUCUACUGGGCUCAACAUAAGGAAACCAGAGGAUCUGUCCAGGGAGGUGAUUCAGAUCCAGCAGAGAGAAAUUGCUCUGAAAGAGCAGAACUACACACUCAACAGCCGUGUGAGGAGUGUGGAGCGUUCACAGUCUGAGCUCCGUGCAGAGCUGUCCCAGCAGCGCAGCAAGACUCUGGAGGAACAGAAGAAGAGGGAGGCACAGGACAGUCUUGUACGACGACUACAGAAGAGGGUGCUGUUAUUAACCAAGGAGCGUGAUGGAAUGCGUUCCAUACUAGAGUCCUACGACACCGAGCUGGCUCCUACUGAGUACUCUCCUCAACUCAGCAAACGGCUCAGAGAGGCAGAGGACGUACUGCAGAAGACACAGAACCACAAUGCAGAAAUGGAGGUCCAGCUGACCAAAGCACAGGAAGAGACAGGCACUCUGAAACUGCAACUGCAAACAGUGGAGUUGGAGCUGGAGUCUCUAAAGAAGCAACAGACCCCUGCUGUUGACAGCACUUCUUUAGUGAACAAAGAAGAGGUCAGCAUACUCAGACAGAAAAUUGAAGAUUUAGAAGCAGAGCGGCAGCGUUUGGAGGAGCAGAACAAUAUUCUGGAGAUGAGACUGGAGAGACACAACCUUCAGGGAGACUAUGAUCCAGUGAAAACCCGAGUUCUCCACCUCAAAAUGAACCCUACCACUGUUGCCAAGCAACAGCGGCAGCAGGAAGUUGAGGCUCUUCGUGAGGAAGUGACACGUCUCAGGGAACUCGUGCGCUCAUUGCAGGAUGGAGGUGCUCUGGUCCAUUCACAAGACGACUCCAGUAUGCACACUCCCAGCUUCGGCCUCAGUUUGCCGCCAUCGAAGGAGGUGCUGGAUUUACGUAAGCAGAUGGAGAGCUCAGAGCUCAGGAACCAGAGGCUGAAAGAGGUGUUUCAGCGGAAGAUUCAGGAGUUCCGCACAGUAUGCUACGUCCUGACCGGCUAUCAGAUAGAUAUCACCACAGAGAACCAAUACAGGCUCACCUCAGUCUAUGCCGAACACAUGGAUGACUCCUUGCUCUUCAAAAAGGGCUCCAAUGGAAGCAUGCAGCUCAUGGAGACAGAGUUCUCCAAAACUCUGAGAGAGAUGGUGGCCCUUCAUCUGCAUCACCAGAAGAGCAUCCCAGCGUUCCUCUCUGCUGUGACCCUCGACCUCUUCAGCCGCCAAACUACGAUCUGAAGUAAUGUGACACCAUGUCAGACACAACGGUGUAGCAUUUAAUAUGGGAUCAGUUUUGUUUUUAAUUUCCUGUAUUUUUCCACUCUCCUCCUUGCAUUGUUUUUUUCUGUCUCAUACGAUAUUCACAAAGUCUUCAAAAUGUGCCGGUACUUCUCGACAACUCCGACAUAUGAAUCAUGCAGUCAGUGCUGUGUUGUGGAGGAUAAACACCUUGUUUGAUGGAAUACUUCCAAGUUACAUUCAAACGGCUAAGAAAACAACUUGGUAUCCAUAUUUGUACGCUGAAUAUUUCAUCAAUAAAAUGUUGAGAAAUAUAUUUGUUCUCAACAUAACAUAGUUGUCAUGACAAUGACAUACUAAGAACAGUGACAUUUGGAUUUUAAAGUAUUUUUGCAGGUAUGCAUGGACCAAGAGAAACAUUUGUAUGGUUCUCUGUAUGUGCAGUGAUGUGUUUUGUAUGGUCUUUACCAAGGCUGAGUCUUUGUUAGCUCUUUUUAUUCUGCCUUUUGUGUCCUCUCUCUGGGGUUUUGUACGAAAGGUUUCACACAGAUGCUUUGUGGUUACAGCUAGUCCAAGCCAAUCCAAAGAUAGUGAUAAAGAAAUCCAUUUGAGUACAAAAUGUGAUUGACUGAUUGCAAAAUGUUUUCCCUUUUCUCAUUCUUGUCCUGGCAUAUAUAUAUAUAAAUGAGAAGUACGUUUUCAUCAAUAUCUAAUUUAGUUAUGCCAUACAUAUGAUUUUAUUAUUUUAAAUAAUAAUAAUGUUCUUGAAUUGAUAAAAGUCUAAACAGAAGUUUCCUGCACAUCUUUCUCUGGUUGUUUCCAUUAGAAGGGAGAAUAAGAGCCGACCUUGCCUUCCUCACAACACAUUUUAAAAUUCUCAGUAUGGUUUGACCAUGAGAAGAAAUUCAAUAUUUGAUCUGUAAUAACCUCCCCCAAAGUACACGGUACAUAAGCGCAACAGGCAUUCGUGUACUCAAACGUGGAGAGUUUGAAAGCGUUACCACUUGUAUGUAUAGCAUGCCCUGUUGACCUCACUAAGCUUGUCUAAUGUUUUUUUCAUUUGUGCAAGAUGGGCAAAUAGUCAUGACACCACUCCAGUCGGUUAUUAUAAACGGGUAAUUGAAAAAAAAGUAAUUGAACACUUUAAAUCACGUUGGCUUGGUGCACAUCGCAUGAAAGGAAACAAGUCAGUUUAACGACAUUGUGUUAGUUUAGGAUUAUAUUACACGAGUCCUUUUUUUUUAUUUGAACAUGUUACAGGUUAGUGCUUUGAACAGUUUUCUUCUUUUACAUGUGCCAGCUUUAUCAAAUUAAUCAGUUUUUUAAUCACAGGGUUUUGUUAUGAAUUUAUUUAUGAUUGUCCCUAUGUGUGUUGGCGUGAAUAUGAACAUGAGACAAGACGAGAAUUUCCGAGGCAGCAAUAAAGAGAAAUGGCAGAGAUACACAUGGGGUGAAGAGGAAGCAAGGAACCAAUCCAAUAAAACUGAGAAACAAAAGGAAGUGAACUGACUACAAAGCCACUUAUCACAGCAACAAUAUAAGAACUCCAGCUGGUGCAGCCAUAUGUCUCAAGAGAAAACGUAUUCUCCUUUACAGUACAUGCCACAUACUGUCCUUGCUUUUUUCCACACCCUCGUUCAUUUUCACAACACAGCACAUCUUCUGCACACCCCACAGCUCUCACCUAGAGGUAAUAUUUUAGAGGGUUUCAUAUAAGCUGCACUUGAGCAUACAAAAUUCUCCUUCAGCAGUUUGUGAUGUACUGCUUUGUACUGCUUUGUCACUGCACUGUCUGCAGCCGAUGAAAUUACAGUACCUUCUGGUUUAAAUUUGAAAAUGAAAAUGUAAUGAAUAAAGACUAUUAGAAAACCUGA
Messenger RNA from Morone saxatilis (striped sea-bass), 4166 nucleotides. RefSeq names its product mitotic arrest deficient 1 like 1 (gene mad1l1). Gene Ontology annotation, cellular component: kinetochore; nuclear envelope; mitotic spindle. The transcript is spliced from 18 exons. Lineage: Eukaryota; Metazoa; Chordata; Actinopteri; Moronidae. Bases 124 to 2292 code for a protein of 722 amino acids. Gene Ontology annotation, biological process: mitotic spindle assembly checkpoint signaling; attachment of mitotic spindle microtubules to kinetochore. The record is from RefSeq and is a predicted model, not a curated record.